Messenger RNA from Porites lobata, 4041 nucleotides. NCBI's taxonomy places the organism in Eukaryota, Metazoa, Cnidaria, Anthozoa, Scleractinia, Poritidae. The record is from the annotation of a GenBank genome assembly.
UUUGAACCUGUUCUUGUUUCAGAUAACUGUCGCGUAUUGGUCUUUCAAGGACCUUUCCUCUUCAACAAACGUUUGGUGAACCACACCAUAGGAUAUAAAAUUGGAGUUGAUUUUGAAGACUGCGAGAUGCAUUGUUACUUUAAAAAUAAAUGCGUGAGUGUUAACUAUCAAGUAGACACAGAAACAUGUGAGUUAAACAACGCUACUCAUCUCAAGUAUGACGAGAAUUUCAUAGAGGAAAAUGGUUAUCUCUAUCAUGGAGCAGAUGUAAGUUUUUGUUUGAAUUCUUCUCAUUCUUUUAAUUCUGUAAUUCGACUUCUUCUUCUCCUUCUUUUUCCUCUUCUUCUUCUUCUUCUGCUUCUGCUUCUGCUUCUCCUUCUUCGUCUUCUUCUUCUUCUUCUGCUUCUUCUUCUGCUUCUUCUUCUUCUUCUGCUUCUGCUUCUACUUCUUCUUCUUUUUCUUCUUUAUCAUCAUUAUUAUCAUCAUCAUCAUCAUCUUCUUCUUCUUCUUCUAGCUUCUUCUUGGCUUGAAACUGUGAGUUCUUUCUAUUUCUUUAAUGUAAUUUUCAAGCCAGUUUUACUUAAGCAUGAAUUUUUCCGUGAUUUUUGCCUUAUUAAAACACUAUUUGUUAAGAAUGCCUGUGAUGAGAUCUAUUGCCACAAUGGCGGAACCUGUCAAUCUGGAUUUACCGUGAAGGGAUAUCGAUGUUUGUGUCCAUCUGGUUACACUGGAGAACGCUGCGAGAAAGGUAAGAAGUCGGCAACGCAUUAUAUUGUUCUUAUUUUCUUUAUGGUCCAAAUUUUGGGAAAUAAGUAAUUAGCCAAUACAGGAGCCAUUAUAAAAUAACUAAGAUAGUAUGCGCGCUCUGAUUGGCCGAGAGGCGUGUUUGCAUAAGAGUAUGUAAACAUGGUUGUGACGUCAAGAUGUUUUGCUUUCCGCGGGCUAAUCAUGCAAGCACGAAUUUGAAAAAGGUUUUGAGUUGAAAAACUCGACAAGUUUACCUUAUUUACUCAUUUCCUCGUCCGUGAUGGGCUCCUGUUUGCUCGGGCAAAGGGGUUUAAUUUUUCAGUCUCAUAUAAACGCACACUAAGGUUGACUCAGCUAGGAGGGGGACCCUUCUACUACCCGGGGAGAUUUUUUCGCCAUAUCUUAUCGAACCCGUUUCAGUAGAACCGAUUGGUCCUUUUUUCUUUCUUUCUCUGAGCUCUCUCUCUCCAUUUGUAAACUUGCCAUCAAUUGGCUCAUCAUAAUAUGCAGGGGCGGAUCUAGGGGGAGGGUGCAGGGGGUGCGCACCCCCCUCCCGCCCCCCGUGAGAUGACUUGCGCUUUUCUAAUACAACUGGUAUUCUGCAAUAAAAAAAACUAUGUGGUUUAUUGGUGUUGAAGUAGAGCAAGAGACGAGUGCACCCCCUCCUAAAAAAAAUCCUGGAUCCGCCCCUGAUAUGGUGCACCAAGACAAGACAAGCAAACAAGCAAUUAAAACAAACAAACAGGUCUCAUAACUUUUCUUUGAUUGUCGUGUUUUAGUACGUUUCUUGCGUCUCAUCGCGUCAGAUUUUCCUAGGAUUUUAGCUGGGAAUAGACGAUUUUCUUUAUCAUUUUUAGAUGUUGAUGAGUGCGUACAGGGGUCAGAUGAUUGCCUUCAAAGCCUCGCGUCAUGCUCAAACACUGAUGGCUCGUUUAAGUGUUCUUGUAACGACGGGUACACAGGUGACGGAAAGACAUACUGUCAUCCAACAGGUAAGGAUGAGUUCAUCUUCAAUACAAUGGAGCUGUAAAUGGAGAUCUGUUUGGAUUAGUUGAUUUCUAUCGACUUGGGCUAACCACCAGUGGUUCAGAAAUAAAUCAAACAAAUGGAAACAAAAGCGUUAUAGAUGCUAUUAUUUCUGGCGUAAAUUAAGUAAUGAGGAAAACCACCAUUGGAUUAUUGGGGGAAUGUGACGGUAUAGAGUAAAAUGAUCCUAUAUAUCCUGUUAAUAUUCAAUUUGAACAAUUCCUCAUUUUUAAUUGCCUUAAAUCCCCCGGAUAAUGCUUCACGAUCCGCCACUGUUGACCGAAUUUGAGAGAUAUUUUCAGAUAUCUGUAUAAUUGACGUCUUCUGUACAGAAUAUUGAUAGAAAAAAAGACAAAAAUGAACAACAGAGGGCGCGGUAGCCCAGCUGUUUUGGUAGAAACAGCCGAAACACUGCGCAAAAACAUAUGCAUAGCAAGAGUAGCACAAAUACCACUAUGAACGCUAUGAACUAUCCACUAGACUAAACAAACUUUCACAUUCUGAAUUUACUGAGGAACAGGCAAAAGAAGACGGUAAAAAUUGUACAUCUUCCGAGGUUACUUUUUUAAAUUCCCGGGGGGUAGCUAGGGGAGGUCCCGGUGUGCCCGUGAUCCCACCACUCCCCUUAGUGUGAAAACGUGAAUCCGAAGAAACAACAUGCAAUAAAUAUUUCCAGUGCUAGAUAGUUACAUACUCCAUUUGCAGGACCGAACAUCUGCAGUGGACCACGUUCUUGUCAUAACUAAAAUAGCCCAUUUUACAGCUACAUGUGGAAUAGAGGCUGGAGUUGACCUUGCUUUGAUACAACCCUUCCUGCCUUCUCAUGUAAAUCAUGUUGUUCUUAUGCUAAAUAGUAUUUUUGAGCGAAAACUACAUUAGAAAAGGAAGGAGUUUUGUAUCAAAACAAGGUCAACCUCAAUCUCACUUUCAGUCAAAGGCUAGUAUACUAUAAGCCCACAACUGUAAAAUGGUCUAUUAUGAAGGUCAGAGCAGUUAGGCAUCCACUGGUUUAUAUAGUCAACAUAUUCCAUAUCUUCUCGCCACGUGAAUACGAGGCCAUUGAUACUCCGAGUACGUAAUUCAUGUUACGUGGACCCGACCGUUUUGUAGGCUCGUCCCUCCCGCCACGGUCACUGCUCUCCGAAAAACAAAAUGUCACUUUUAUUAAAACAAGACGAGGAUGUCUACAUGCCAAUCUGGAAAGUACCCUGGGCUUGACACAGUGUGACACUCCCUUUGAACAACCUUGCGACGACCCUGAAGUCUGAAACAUUUUGAACUUGGCAGGAGACAUAAUCGGGGUGCCUCGAUCGGCUUCCGUAUAAUAUAUAGAAUUAGACAGAUAAUCUUGCAGGGUUUAUCGGUCUGGGCGGAUCACCCUUGUAACCACCAGGGAAUAGGUGAAUGUAAACUUCAACGUUUGAAGUGGGCUGACUUUGAUAAUAAUGAUGGUGACGGUGAUGAUAUAAGGCUAAUCUCAUUGAUAAUGAAAAUGAUGAUAUAUAUUUUCAAAAUUAAGACAAUUCAUGAUGUUAAUGACAAGGGCAGGAGGUAAAAAUAGUGAUGACGUUGUAGAUUGAACUGACUGCAUCGAUUUGCUAUUUUUUGGUAUAUCAACAAUAACUUUCCUUCUUUAAUUUGGAAAUAAAGUACCUCACUUGUGUCGUGGUAACAAAUAUGUCCUGCCUUCAAAAAUUUUUUAAGAUCUCUAUUCCUUAAAACUCCUCUCUCCACACCCCUUGUGGUAUACGGAACGGUGAAAUACGACCGCAACGACUGCGACGCAAGAGCGCUGCCAUUUCUAAAUCUGACUUAUUAACCAGAACCAGAAAAUUGCUUCAUAGAAAAAAAAAAUUGUCUCUCUUUUUAGAAUUUACUGCAACAUUCACUGGUGAUGAUCAAAUGGAAAUGUUUGCUGACGGUCAAAGCCUCGGAACGGACAGUAAUUGGAGAAACCCCACCACCUACCUUGUACCAGGACACACUCGAGUUCUGUCAGUAGCCGGGAAAGACUCCGGAGUCGCUCUCGGAAUACUCGGCUCCACUAGCAACGGACAGGUCACUAAUGAAACUUGGAAAUGCAGCAGCGUUCUGUAUCCCGGAUGGACUUCCCCUGCUUUUGAUGACCAGAACUGGCCUUUGGCAAAAGUGAUUGCAAACCAUGGUGACAGUCCUUGGGGUACACUAAAUGGCAUCGCAGUGACAGCGAAGUGGAUAUGGGAGAACACCAACAGCAACACUGCUUAUUGCAGACUAACACUACACUAA